Molecule: messenger RNA, 3181 nt
Organism: Pieris brassicae (large cabbage white)
Lineage: Eukaryota; Metazoa; Arthropoda; Insecta; Lepidoptera; Pieridae
Product: zinc finger protein 888-like
Exons: 24
Coding region: 167-2683 (838 amino acids)
Biological process (GO): regulation of transcription by RNA polymerase II
Cellular component (GO): nucleus
Molecular function (GO): DNA-binding transcription activator activity, RNA polymerase II-specific; RNA polymerase II cis-regulatory region sequence-specific DNA binding
Source: RefSeq, a predicted model, not a curated record
UACUAUAAGCAAUUUUUAACUUUCAGUAAUAAUUUAAAUUAAUGAAAUUUCAACUAACCAUUUUUAAGAGUUAAGCUAAGCAAAAUUAAAUGUAAACUGCAUUUAUUUCUGAUUUUCUGCCUUCUAGAGAAGUAAAAGAUCACAAUGUUAUCUGAGAGGAGUGCAGAUGGCCAAAAAUUGCUAUAUAUGCAACAAGCAAGAUGGGGGUGUCGAGAAAACGAAAGUUAACAUAUUCGACACAAAGACUCCAAUAUCAGAUAAAAAGGUAUCAGAACUAUUAUAUGAUAUAUCAGGAAUUGUAGUGCGAGAAAAAUGCAAAGAGCAAAAUAAUUUGUGUGCAAAAUGUUAUAAGAAAAUCCUGGAAUAUGAUUACCUACUGGCUAGACUAAAUGAAAUGAAAACUGAAACUACAAAUAAUAUAAAUCGUUCAGAAGACAUUCGAUUGAAAGAAGAUGAAAUAAAGCUAGAGAUACAAAGUGAUACAAUAAAAAAAGAAACAUCAUUUGAAAGGGAUUUGAAGAAGAAAGUUCCAUUAGUGGUUCCUGCUUCAAAAUUAAAACCUCUUCCUCCUGGUUUUAAUUUAAAAUUGAGCAAAUAUUUGACUAAAACAAGUCCGGUUAAAACAGAAAAAUUAACAACUGAAGUACAAGUGCAAAAUAAAACGACAGAAAAUAUGGCUUAUAAAGUACCACUUAUUCUACCUAAUCAGUUAACAACAUUGUUAAAUAAAAAACAACUGAGCUUUAAUGAUUUUGUUGUUGUCAAAGAAACAGAUGAAGACAAUAACGAUGAUCGCCCUAUGGAGAUUGAUGAAGAUGCAGUAAUAAUGGAAACCGAAAAUGGUAUAAUCAGUGUUAUGUCCCAUCAGAAGUUUUUGUAUGGCAAUUCUGAGUUAGCACUAGUGAUGCCUCACGGAGAUGUCUUGGAUCAUCAUCAUGAUGAUGGCCAGGAUUCGAACUCUGAUCAUAUUGAGUUGCAAGUUUCGGGUGAUGAAGAAACAGCCAAGGCUAUAAUAGCAGCAACUAAUGAACAAGGUGGAACAUUUAUAAAGGUAGGAAGCGGUGAGAUGUAUGAGGUGAAGUCAGUCGAAAGUAAGAUUAAUGACGUGAGCCAAUCGACGGAAGAUAUUUUGAGGCUGGACGAGAACAUGGUGGAAGUGGACGGUGAUAAAUUCAAAUGUCUAUUUUGUGAGAGGAUCAAUAAAAAUGUGAAUGCGGAGCCAGUGACAGGCGAUGCAGAAUGGAUGAUGCUCCAUUUAAAGACUGUACACUCGGCUCGUUUGUACUUAUGUAAUUGUGGCGCUAUUAUACGAAAAAGGGUGGAUUUUAGCGCACAUAUAGAACAACACGCGAAUUCGAAUAGUGUCAUAAGCCCAGAAACUGCGGAGAAACUGAGCAAACUUCAUGAAUGUGGAAUUUGUAAGAAGAAAUUCAGUUCUCGUCUCGUCCUAUCCGGUCACAUGAACUCUCACACGGGCGAGCGUCCGUACACGUGCGACAUAUGCGAUCGUUCCUUUGCAUCGCGGUAUACGCGUCAAGCGCAUAUGAAGACGCAUACUGACCGCCCGCGUCCUUACAUAUGCAAACAAUGCGGGAAGGCAUUUUUGACGCCCCACAAUCUACAGCAUCAUGAAAAGAUACAUUCCGGUACUAAGGACUUUGUUUGUAAAUGUUGUGGUAAAGCAUUCGGGUCCCAACAUAACCUUGAAGUGCACGGCGUGAUACACACCGGAGUUAAGCCGUUCGUGUGUACAGUCUGCGACAAAGGUUUUGCCCGUCGCGCUGAAGUCAAGGAUCAUAUGAGAAUACAUACAGGAGAGAGACCAUUUGAAUGCGAAACGUGUGGAGCGCGUUUCUCCCAGAGAUCGAAUCUACACUCUCAUAGAAGGGCGACCCAUCUUCAAGACAAGCGGCACGAAUGUCCACAUUGCCCCAAGCGAUUCAAACGACGACGAUUAUUAGAAUACCACAUAAAGUCCACUCACACGGGCGAGCGUCCGUUGCAGUGCAGCGUGUGUGACGCUACCUUUAUAUAUCCCGAACAUCACAAGAAGCAUAUGCGUAUUCAUACUGGAGAAAAACCUUUUGUAUGCGAGGUGUGCGGUAAGGGGUUCAAUUCCCGGGACAACAGAAACGUACAUAGGUUCACACAUAGUGACCGGAAACCGUACGAAUGUGUACUAUGCGGUGCCGGGUAUAUGAGAAAAAAUCAGCUUUACCAACACAUGAAUAUUACGGGACAUCUAUCGGAGUCCAUAGUUGUGAACCAACCGAGAGUCACACAGAUCGAAGAUGAGGAAUCAAAAAUCCAGUCGGUUAUCAUAAGCGGGGACGGUAAAGAUAGUAAAAUACUGGAGACGGUGUACGAAAGUGAUUUACAAGCUUUAGCCGCGGACGCCGAUAAAGUUGUGACGCAAACCGCAACUCCAAGCCAAUACAUCUUAGCUACAGGAACUAAAGCAAUGGACGAGAUACAAGAAUGUGAAACUGUGGACGAGGAUUGUACAUUUAUUUCUAUAGAAAACCUAGAACAAGCAGCUCAGAUCGACGGAACCGUCUUGGAAAACCUCACAUCUGAUCAACUUGAACAAGCUCAUUUACUAGGCGACGGUAAUAACACGCUACGUUUAAUUCAAAUACAACUUGCCGACGGGGGUUGUGGGUGGGUUGCGGUCAGUCAGUAGAUACAAUUGUUCAAGAGAAGUUAACAACGAGAUUUUUCAUGUGAAGUUUAUUGACGUCACUUGUCAAACGUCAACUGACAAAAGGAAUCGCGUAGAUACAGCGACUUAACAGAUACAGAAUAAAACAAACUAAUAAUUGAGUCCAGUUUGCAUUUAGUAUGAUUCGUUAGACGUGAGCGCAGUAUUGUUAUUAUUGUGAAUGUGUUUAAUCAAAUUAAUGAAUAAAAUAUCCAACGUCUAUGCAAUAACAAAAGAAUCAAAUGACUCAGAAACAAAAUUACGAAUUUUGAAGAGAAUUCUUCAAUCACUCAUACUGUUAUGUUUAUAUGUCUAAUAAGUAUAGGACCGCAUAAAUGUCGUAGCCCAAUUAUUACUGUAUAUACCAAUUUAUUGAAUCUUGAUCUUUAUUCUUAAAAUAAGGUUAAAGAAAAAUUUAAUUCCCGAUCGAAAAGUUAAACAUGACUGUUUCAGUCGUGCCGUUAAACAUUUAUGAAAAAG